AUGUCCCGAACGCGCCCUCCAAACCUCCAGAAAUGGAGCUCAUUGCAUUGUCGCUCGAAUCUCUUCUCCGUACGACAGAUCCGUCCCUCAAUUUCCGGCUCAGUUGACAUUCUCCCUCGCAACAGCCGCAAUAAUCAACAACCCUUCCACUCCACCACAACCUACUACGCCGCACCGGUGCGAUCACCUGCUGCUCAACGAGCACAACAACGUCCAAAUGUAGUACAAAGGACGAGAUCAAUCUUCCCAGGCGAUGAACGCGCCGGACCGGGCUCAGCAGGCACACUUAACUCGAAGCUCCGAAUCCUUGAAAAGACCGGACUAGGACUCAUGACCGAGAUGCUGAAAGACGGAAUAAUUGAUAAAUCAGUCACGCCAACAAAGUUCAAGCAUGUCACCAAGGCCCUUUUGGGUAAUGCGCUAUGCGGGCCGCCGUCAAGAGAGGGUAUUGAUGGGAUUGCGAGGGAUUCCGGAUUGGAUGUCGACACCAUCUUUGAGAUCGGACGCGCAAUUACCCGCGACGACAAGGCCUUGUCGCACUGGAUCAUAACAGCAUGUACUCUCGCCGGUGCGAAAAUGGCUCUCUUCCUCACGGCAACACAGUACCUCCGGGGCUGCCACGACCAGUCCAGCGUCCUCUACGCUACUUCCACUACCUCGCCCGCGCGUACUUCUUUUCUCGACCAGAUCCAGGCGCUCGCUACGCAGUCUGACCCCGAAGGCGUAGACAACCGCGACCCGCGCGCAAUGCUUAUCUACGCCAAGGUGCUCGGCUUACAGAGGAGAUUCACGGGGGCUCUUGCGCUUGUCGAGGAGGUCAUUGGGCGGAUUCAUCCGACCCGUAUGGAGAUGAAGGCAAACAAAGAUUUAACGGUCUCGUCGAGGAUCGAGCCGCCCUGGGAACUGUAUCUGUGGUUGAAGCGCGCGUCGAAGGGAGCUACCAAGGGCAAACCAAGUGGCUACGACACGGGCGAGCGCCUUGAUGACCUGACCGAACAAGAAAUCGACGUGCUACGCCGCGGAGCGGUAGAUUUCAUGGAUCCGGUCGCACUGAGUCUCUACGCAGAUGUCAUGAGGCAACAGGGCGAUACCAAGAAGUACGAAGAGUACAUGGGUAAAGCAGCUGCAGCAGGAAACAGAGACGCCAGUCGCAAAAUCGGCAAUCUGUACUUCCUCAUCUUUUCACAGCAACACCCCCGACCUGGGGAGAGCAUUGCAAACCUGGACGCCGACCUGACGGCCGCAGAGAAACCCAAAGGCUUCUUCGCCAGAACAUUAUCAUAUUUCAGGCCCCGCCCACUCCUCGAAUAUCGUGGUCUAGCUAUGGAAUGGUACCGAGUUGCCUGGGCAGCCGGAUGUGUUCGGUCGGGGCUGAAUCUUGCGAUACUUCUUGAACAAGAUGGUGACGCCGAGGGCGCCAAUACUAUAUUAGAAGAGGUUCAAGCGUUAGGAAGAGGGCAACGGGACGUACAGGCGCAGUUGCAGAGACUAGCUGCGAACUUUGUUCUCGGGGAGUCGCAAUUACAGUUGAAAUAUCUGGAUCUUUGA
Messenger RNA from Aspergillus calidoustus, 1548 nucleotides. Lineage: Eukaryota; Fungi; Ascomycota; Eurotiomycetes; Eurotiales; Aspergillaceae. The record is from the annotation of a GenBank genome assembly.